AUGCCAGCAACAUUAUGGGGAAGAGAGUUGAUGGCCCUCCAUCCAGUCCUCCACCUACUCCAGGCAGCGGGCCGGCAAGUGCAUGUCCAACUUGCCGCCUCGUUCCUGCCCAUGGCGUUCGUAUCCUGUGCGUGGGGGACACACAACAUCGGGUACGUGCUGAUCUGCUACGGGGUCGUGGACGCCUUGUGCUCGCUGGGGUUCGGAUACUUGAUCAAGCUGGUCGGGAGGAUCCCGAUCUUCGUGCUGGGGGCGCUGAUCAAUGCGGGGGUCAUCAUAGUGCUGUUCACCUGGGCGCCGAACCCGGACAACGUGGUGGUGUUCUUCGUGCUGGCGGGGGGGUGGGGCAUGGCGGAUGCGGUGUGGCAGACUCAGAUCAACGCUCUGUACGGGGUCCUCUUCCCCGACAACGAGGAAGCCGCCUUCAGCAACUACCGCUUGUGGGAGAGCGUCGGUUUCAUCAUCGCUUAUGUGUUGAACAACGUUGCAUGCGUUUACGCUCACACUUGGGUGGUGGUGGGGUUCCUUGCCGUUGGGAUGGGUGGUUACUUCGUCGUGGAGUUCAAGGAGAGGUUCAGCAGCAAAACUUUCAAAUUGGAGGAUUGAAAGACGGAGUUUUAGAUUUUCGUGUAAUGAGAAAUUAGAUUCGAUCUCCAAACUCGGUCUGGAUCAUGGCUGGUAUUUUUUUUUAAUCGUUUGAGCCGAGGGGCAAUCGGCCCUAUUCCAUUCAUUGUUGCAUGCAUUUCACGUGCAGGGUCCAAUUGAUCGUGUUGCAAGUUGAUAUGUAUCCUAAUGCACACAUCCUUGUGAUGAAUGAUUCAAUCUACUGCGAAUUUUGCAGCGCUCUAUGGAGUUCUCUUCCCUGAUAACGAGGAAGCAGCCUUCAGCAAUUAUCGGCUGUGGGAAAGCCUCGGCUUCAUCCUGGCCUACGUACUACACAAUGUUUCCUGUGUUUACACAAUCGCGUUGAUUGCCAUCGCAUUCCUCCUCGUUGGAAUGGCAGGUUAUGGAAUAAUUGAAGUGUUAGAGAGAUCUGCAAGUAAAACCUGGAAACCUGACCACAUCGAGAUGAGUGCAGAACCUCAGAAUCAUAAAAAGAAUUGACAAUGCAAUCAAAUUACAUUCGCUUGCUAUUAUUGACCAGUGACACAGUUGUGUGUUUAUGUGCUAGCUAACCAAUAUGUCUCUACUUUUGUCAAAGAUGACUGAUGUGGUAUAUUUUCCAUGCAAGAAAGACACAGC
This is a messenger RNA of Darwinula stevensoni, 1242 nucleotides long. The record is from the annotation of a GenBank genome assembly. Lineage: Eukaryota; Metazoa; Arthropoda; Ostracoda; Podocopida; Darwinulidae.